GACAGCACGGGGCGAGGCAGCGCGCGCUCAGUCUGAUUCGAAACGGCAGUGAACGCGCGCGUGUUACAACACUACAGGACACAAACUCGGAAACAAUGUCGACAAAAGACGCAGGACCAGCCAUUUGCAACAGCUGCAAUGCAGUGAUCCAAGGCAGAAUCGUGACUGCCCUAAACAAGAAAUGGCACCCGGAGCACUUCGCGUGCAACACGUGCCGCAAGCCAAUCGACGGCUCCAAGUUCCACCAGCACGACGGCGGCGUUGUAUGCGUGCCCUGCUACGCCCAGCACUACAGCCCUAGGUGCCACGGCUGCGGCGAGCCCAUCACAGACCGUGUAAUUCAAGCUUUGGGAGUGUCGUGGCACUCAAAUCACUUCGUGUGCGGUGGCUGCAGAAAGGAACUUGGUGGCGGUGGCUUCAUGGAACAGGCUGGUAGGCCUUACUGCUCAUCGUGCUACGCUGAGAAGUUUGCAGCCCGAUGUGCCAGUUGCAGCAAACCUAUCGUGGACAAAGCCAUUAUUGCCCUCAACGCCAAAUGGCAUGGUGCAUGCUUCACUUGCAAGAAAUGCAGGAAUCCAGUGACGGACUCCACCUUCUCAGUUUUGGACAAUAUGCCGCUGUGCGGAAAAUGCGCUUAAAUAAACACACAUACAAACAUUCAUACCCAUCGAUAUACGAUGUCUUAUAUACAUUUAGUGCACAUACUAAGCGCGGCACUCUCUAUAUUGCCUUUAAAUUAUAUAAAGCUUAAACGAUACCACUUGGAAAUUAUUUAUUUUAAUAUAUU
Papilio machaon (common yellow swallowtail) is the source of this 787-nucleotide messenger RNA. Its product is annotated as transforming growth factor beta-1-induced transcript 1 protein. The transcript is spliced from 6 exons. Gene Ontology annotation, cellular component: nucleus; Z disc. The record is from RefSeq and is a predicted model, not a curated record. Bases 96 to 638 code for a protein of 180 amino acids. NCBI's taxonomy places the organism in Eukaryota, Metazoa, Arthropoda, Insecta, Lepidoptera, Papilionidae. Gene Ontology annotation, molecular function: transcription coregulator activity.